Messenger RNA from Syngnathoides biaculeatus (alligator pipefish), 3570 nucleotides. It is a transcript of the gene gpx2, whose product is annotated as glutathione peroxidase 2. NCBI's taxonomy places the organism in Eukaryota, Metazoa, Chordata, Actinopteri, Syngnathiformes, Syngnathidae. Gene Ontology annotation, biological process: response to oxidative stress. The transcript is spliced from 2 exons. Gene Ontology annotation, molecular function: glutathione peroxidase activity. The record is from RefSeq and is a predicted model, not a curated record.
GUUGAAGGUAAUAACGUGCUCAAGUGGACUCAUUUGUUUCUAUUAGUUUUACCUGCAGGAAGGUAGCGCUUUGUUCCUUCGUAUUAGCCGAAAUGCCGGCUCGUUGCAUCGCUGGAUAUUGCUCAAACACUCGGGAGGAUGGAUUUACCCUUCACAAGUUUCCAAGAGACCCGGAUUCGUUCUGAAAACUGGUUUGCACGGGUGAAAAGCACAAGAGCUUCGUGGGUUCCAAAUGACAGGUAGGUGUGUGUGUAUACAGCUACUUAAAAAAAAAAUAAUAGUUUGGGGGGACCACGUAAUUCGUCUCUCAUAACGUAACAAAAGAUCCGCGUAUGUAUGAUGGGUGCUGAAUGUGUUGAUGUGCGCAUCGAACAGCUUCCGCGUCGGGCUCGCCGGCCAAGCUGGUAAGAAGAAGGAAGAAGUGAUCCACAUAUCAUCUAAAUAUGGCUGGAAACAAUAGGAUAAUCUUGCCCCGGACACUUCACUCCAUUGUGAGAUAUUCUCCUUUUGAAAAGAGCUUCCGUGUCUCAUAGUAUUUUGGUGGACAACCUGCCGGCCAAGCCCAGGCUGGCUCAUACAUACUGUCUGGGAAUCUGUUGUUAGUUAGAAGUGAUCCGCAUAUCAUCUAAAUAUGGCUCGAAACAAUAGGAUAAUAUAUUCCCCGGACACUUCACUCGAUUGUGAGAUGUUUUCUUUGAAAAGAGCUUCCGUGUCUGAAGAGGCAUGUCCCGUAGUAGGUGGCACAGCGUGUUUUCAAUGGCGAAUGUCCGGGUGACGUCAUGGGCAGUAGAUGCAACCAUUAUGUUGACCACUUGGAUGUCGAACGACACUUCCGCAACUUUGCGCACGGAUGACUCGCUCUCUGCACAUAUUUAUUUUUUCGUAUGGACAUUGAAGUGAAUGUUAUAUGGAUUGUUCAUUUCAAUAUCUAUUUUAGAAUGUUUAUAGGGACGACACCUGACCUUUAAAUGAAUGUUUGUUUAAAAAGUAAUGCUUACGGUGUCGCUGAAUGGCAAUGCAGAGUGUUCGCGUUACACUGAGUAAAAUUUUUAUCAUGUCUAGUGAAAGAUGGUUCAAGAUGUUAAAUGUUUGAUGGCUGACAUGAUGUGGUCAUCAAAAAAAAAUUUCCACCACUUUUAAAAAUUAACAUCCUUACUUGCUGUGCAUCACUUAAAAAAAAUGAAUAACUUAAUGUGUUUCUCAAGGUCUUUUAUAGUUUAAUGCAUCCAGUUGAUAGGAGCGUAUAGAAUGUCUAGUGUGGAUCAGUUUUCCCGCAGAGCCAUCUGACCCCAGAACCUCCAGUGAGGUCAGGUGACCACCGGUCUUACCUGGCGCUCCAGACUCCCUCCGGUGCAGAGGCUUUCGCUUACUACCGAGGAUGUCGUCCGUCGCCAAGACUUUCUACGACCUGAAGGCCACCACGCUGGAGGGGGACCCGGUGGACUUCAACGUGUACCGCGGGCGGGUGGUGCUGAUCGAGAACGUGGCGUCGCUCUGAGGCACCGCCGGCCAGGACUUCAGCCAGCUCAAGUGGCUCCAGAACAAGUACCGCCAUCGACUUGUGGUCCUGGCCUUCCCCUGUAACCAAUUUGGGUAUCAGGAGAAUUGUAGCAACGGUGAGAUCCUAAAUUCCCUGCAGCACGUGCGUCCGGGUGGAGGAUUCCAGCCCAACUUUACCAUCUUCCAGAAGUGCGACGUCAACGGAGUCAACGCGCAUCCCGUCUUCGCUUAUCUCAAAGAAAAACUCCCAUACCCCGCCGACGACCCCGACACGCUCAUGGAGGACCCCAAAUUCCUGAUUUGGAGCCCCGUCAGCAGGAGCGACAUAUCGUGGAACUUUGAGAAAUUCCUCAUAGCGCCCGAGGGAGAGCCGUUUAAAAGAUACAGCAGGAAGUUCCCCGCCGUUGACAUUGAGCCUGACAUUCAGCGAUUGUUAAAAUUAACUAAAGGUUAAGAAUGCGGACUUUUAACACUGCACGUUUAGGUCUUAUUUCAUGAAGGUGAUAUUGUGAAACUCAGCAGAGAUAUCAUCUGAAGUUUUUUAAGUGCUUAAAUGAAGUGGUAACGUCACGUUUUCUUCAAUUCAAUUCAAUCUUAAUGGCAAUAGGAGUUGAUCAACUAUGGCGUGCUCUGACUUCCGACAAACUCCGAACACACCGUAGUUGGGAGAAAAAUACCAACCCUUAAAACCAAAUGAAAAUUGGAUUUUUUUUUUCUUAUAAAAUUACAACUUUCUUCAAGUACGAUACUUUUUUUCUUGUUUAAAAAAAUCAGAUUGACAUUUCCCCCCUCCUAAGAAUUAUUUUUUUUUUACCUUUUGCUGUCAGAUCACAACAUAAACAUUCAAGUACAGUAAAAUUAUCAUGCUUUCUUCCCCUAAGAUUGCAACUUUUGUGUAAGUGUGUUGUGGCGCAGAAAUAUGUUGGAAUAGUACAGGACAUGUAUGAGGGCAGCAGAAGAGUGGUGAGAUGAAUUUAAGGUGGAGGUGGGACUGCAUCAGGCCCUUCCCGUUUGUGGUAGUCAUGGAUAGGCUGACAGAUGAGGUUAGACUGGAAUCCCCUUGGACUACAAUGUUCGCAGAUGAUAUUGUGAUCUGCAGUGAAAGCAGGGAGCAGGUGGAGGAACGAUUAGAAAGAUGGGGGCAUGCAUUGGAAAGGAGAGGAAUGAAGAUUAGCCGAAGUAAAACAGAAUAUAUGUGCGUGAAUGUGAGGGGUGGAGUAGGAAGAGUGAAGCUCCAGGGAGAAGAGAUAGCUAGGGUGAACGACUCCAAAUACUUGGGGUCAACAAUACAGAGCAAUGGAGAGUGUGAUAAGGAUGUGAAGAAACGGGUCCAAGCGGGUGGAACAGUUGAAGGAAGGUGUCUGGUGUUCUAUGUGACAGAAGAGUCUCCGCGAGGAUGAAGGGCAAAGUUUAUAAAACAAGUGGUGAGGCCGGCCAUGAUGUACGGAUUAGAGACGGUGGCAAUGAAGAGACAACAGGAAGCUGAACUGGAGGUGGCAGAAAUGAAGAUGUUGAGGUUCUCGCUCGGAGUGACCAGGUUGGAUAGGAUUAGAAAUGAGCUCAUUAGAGGCACAGCCAAAAGUUGGAUGUUUUGGAGACAAGCAGACCUGGAUGGUUAGGCAGGUUCAGAGGUGAGAGAGAGACUAUAUUGGUAGAAGGGUGCUGAGGAUGGAGCUGCCAGGCAAAAGAGCGAGAGGAAGACCAAAGAAAAGGUUGAUGGAUGUUGUGAGGGAGGACAUGAGGUCAGUUGGUGUUAGAGAGGAAGAUGCACGAGAUAGCCUGAGAUGGAAAAAGAUGACACGCUGUGACGACUGCUAACGGGACAAGCCGAAAGGAAAAGAAGAUUGCAACUCUUGUUUGCUGACUUUAUGACAAAGUAACAUGGCUUUUACAUGUUCGAUUACUUAAUUCACAUAAAGCCGUUCGUAACCCCUGAAAAUGUCGUAUGUCCCUUCCGUCGUAAACCGACAAACUCCUAAAUAAAGUAGAAGUAUGUCAAUCAUCUGUCAUGUUUAUUCUGCUUAUGUCCAGCAGAUGGCGCCAUAUACUUGAUUAAACUCCUUGAACCAA